Messenger RNA from Aricia agestis (brown argus), 970 nucleotides. RefSeq names its product MIT domain-containing protein 1-like. The transcript is spliced from 4 exons. The record is from RefSeq and is a predicted model, not a curated record. Lineage: Eukaryota; Metazoa; Arthropoda; Insecta; Lepidoptera; Lycaenidae. The coding region runs from base 89 to 817 and encodes 242 amino acids.
UAAAAUAUUAUGUACAUUAAUUUAAAAAUAAUGCAAUAAUCAAACAAUUAGAUUACAUUUUACCAUUUUUCAUAGUUGUUGAGACAAAAUGAAUAUAGAAAAUGCCGCAGUGAAUAUUCUUAAACGGGGCGUCGAAUUAGACACAAACAAAAGGUAUACAGAAGCACUUGUUUGUUAUCAAGAAGGACUGCAAAUACUAGUAGACAAGAUAAAAGGAGAGCCAGAUGAUUCAGUAAAGUCAUAUUUACGUAAAAAAGUUGAGGAAUAUAUGAAGAGGGCUGAGACAAUAAAAAAAAUUGUUGUCCAACAGAAGGAGACUGGUCAAUUUCAUGAGCAGGUGCACAUAGAGAACAAUUCCACAGGACACAGUUAUAAGACUUUAUUUGGGAGGUUUUUAGAUGAGGAGGUCCAGUAUGUUAUUGUGGAGGACCCGUAUAUAAGAAGUUUUCAUCAGUGUCAGAACUUUCUACGCCUUUGUGAAUUGCUUGUAAGGACUUGUAGUAAUUUAAGACAUAUAGAAUUAACAACAGCAAGAGAUGGAAAAUCUGAGAGAGAACAGAGAGAGUGGUUUCAGAAUCUUUGCAGUGAUUUGCGUAAAUAUAGAAUACAGCUCAUUGUGAAGUACUCUGAGACUCUACAUGACAGACAGAUAAUAUUAAGUUCCGGCUGGAUAAUUAAAAUUGGCAGAGGGCUAGACUUUUAUAAAGCACCAGAAAACAAAUUCUGCCUGGGAGUUUAUGACUUAGAUUUGAGGCAGUGUCAUGAAACAACUGUGGAUAUUGUACAUUCAAAGAAUGUUAAACAAUCAUAUGGGUGACUCAUCUGUGAUAAAAUAUAAUCUGACUUUUAUUAUUUAAAAAUAGUGUUUUGUAAACUAUUAGUGACUAAGGAAAGGAUAUCAAACUUUUACUAUAACUACAAACUGCUGUACCUUUUAAUGCAAAAUAAAAUACAGUAUGAAAAUGGUUUU